Molecule: messenger RNA, 619 nt
Organism: Setaria italica (foxtail millet)
Lineage: Eukaryota; Viridiplantae; Streptophyta; Magnoliopsida; Poales; Poaceae
Product: protein RALF-like 33
Exons: 1
Coding region: 1-408 (135 amino acids)
Source: RefSeq, a predicted model, not a curated record
AUGGCGGCGGUUCGGCUCGUGCUGUUUACGCUCGUGGUGGCAGCGGCGGCGGCGCUCCUGGCCGUGCGGCCGGCCUCGGCGGGCGUGCCGGACAUGGGCGCGCUGGACGCCCUUGCGGCGGGGAAGAAGCAGUGCUCGGGCGCCGUGGGCGAGUGCGGCGUGGACGAGGCGGAGGAGCUCGGGCUGAGCGGCGUCGGCGCGGGCGAGGAGAUCGUUCGGCGGACGCUGGCGGCGCGGCAGCCCCGGAACCGGUACAUCAGCUACGCAGCGCUGCGGGCGGACCAGGUGCCCUGCAACCAGCGCGGCCGCUCCUACUACAGCAACUGCGGCGCCGGCGCGCAGAAGGCCGCUAACCCCUACCGCCGCGGGUGCUCCGUCAUCACCCGCUGCGCCCGCAACACCAACUGAUCCAUCCGUGCGUCCAUGGGGAUCCAUCCGCCUGCCUGCCUUCUUUGCUCGCGCACAGCACAGCUUGACGUCGGCCGACGGCGGCGGCGGCGGAGGAGGCGGCGCUACGACGAUACGUACAAACCCAAUGCAACUAUUAUUAUUGUUCUUGAUUGAUUGAUCGCCAUGUUUGUUCAUUUAUAAUUUGGUCGACAAGAUUCUGUAUUGAAAA